Morchella sextelata is the source of this 1350-nucleotide messenger RNA. RefSeq lists its product as uncharacterized. The transcript has a single exon. The record is from RefSeq and is a predicted model, not a curated record. The coding region runs from base 1 to 1350 and encodes 449 amino acids. NCBI's taxonomy places the organism in Eukaryota, Fungi, Ascomycota, Pezizomycetes, Pezizales, Morchellaceae.
AUGACCGCUCCAAAAGCUUUGAACGCAAUAUACCGUGACAGGGAUUGCCCCCCAUGGCCAAUCGAGGGGGAAUUCUCCAUUUAUCCUCGAGAGAGCAUUUGCCGAAUCAUCAUCAGUAAACAGGGCCGAAUCUGCGGUAAACGCAUAUCCGACAGCUGUGCGGGAUCCCUGCGCCAGCACGUGAAAACGGCGCACUUGUCCGAAAAUUUAGUGCUUCGGCAGAGACAUCUCCGGAAACUGGAGCUGGUUCCGGGAAAACUUGGCUCUCCUGGUAGAGAGAUCGUCGCGGAAGUCGUGAAAGAACUUAUUUGUCGUUACAAAAACCCACUUGACCUUACGAAGAUUCAAUUCGAUGAAGACUCCUCUUCAGAUGAUGAGCAUCAUGAAAUAGAAGGGGAUGUCGUGGAACAUGUAGAGGAAGAUGAGCGAGAGGAAGACGAGCAAGAGGAAGAUGAGCAAGAAGAAGAGGAAGAAGAAGAAGAGGCGACACAAGUGGAAGAGGUGACAGAUGUGACAGCAGGGGGGGAUGUGACAGAGGAGGAAAGGGACACACCAAGCGAAGCGGGAACAUGCGAACUAGCCUUGAUGGGUAAACAUAUCCCUGAACAUGACAGAGAAGAAUUGGAAAGCCAAGAAAAAGGCAGUGAUACUAGCUCGGUUGAUGUAGAAUUCUUACCAGAGGACGGCCAUGAGGAAGUCAGGUUAACCAGGGAGAAGGGUGGCGACUCAGAGGAAGAGAAUAGCUUAGAGAGUGAGAAGAAGAAUGAAGUAGCGGCGGAAGACCUUCAGGAAGCAAGUGAUGUUUCUUCGGACUGGGGCUACAAUGGAGACGAUGAUGGUGACGAUGAGCAGGUAUUUGAGGAAGAUCUUGAGGCUUGUGGGGAGGAAAGGACAUGGGAGAAAAGCAAUAAGCAACGCGAUGAGUUAAUGCUGGAUAUCGAUACCGGCAGAAAAGAGCAUGGAAGUUAUCUAAAGUUUAAGAGCGAAAAGAAGGAAGAUACACCCUCAAAGCGUCAGCGCUCAGCCUUCGAUGACUACACUGACGGAGAUGAAGACGAAGACGACCACGAAUCCUGGUUUUCAACACCAACACCAGCACCCUCAAAGCGCCAGCGUAUCAUUGGGGCCCGCUAUGUGCGUAUCGGACAGCAGGAUAGUCCAGUCACCCUAGGAGAAGAAGUGACCGUCAAGAAAGCAGAGGAAUUUGUCGAGAAAAAAGAGGAAGUUAAGAAAGAAGAGAGUAUCGUCAGGAAAGAAGAGAGUCCCGAAACCUCCGAAGUGUACUAUCUAGCGAGGGAAAGUGGUGCAUGUUUAGAUUACGAAGGGGAUAUAUAUAUGUCAGGAAUCUAG